CCGUAGCGUACCACGUUGUGACCAUAAGAUUCAGUCUGAGUGAAGCAGCAGAGUCUGUUUGUCUGGAUAAACUUGUUGAAGUGGACUUUGUGUAAACUUUCGGGUUGUUUCAGCCCAGACUUAUCUCCCGUUAGCCAACAAUGCUAAAGGAAGUUAUCGUAGCUUGCUAGCAGGAAAUAGACGGAGCUCGGCCUCACGGUGCUAGUCGGAGUAGCUUCGACAGAGACCAAACUGUAUUUUUCACGGAGCCCAAAUGUCCAGAUAGAGCUGUGUGAAUAGACUCUGUGCUGUUCCCUUUAUUUGACGCUGUUUUCCAUCUGAACGAUCUGCUGCUGUCCGACGAAGCUAAUGUAGCUAACUUAGCCUGCUAGCUGGAAAUAGACGCAGCCGAGCGUCAUUUAAUCAUCAGAGAGAACAAACAGUUUCUAACGGAGUGAGUCUGGAGGAAAAGCUGCUGUGAAUCAGUCAAAAUGUCUAAAGUCCAAACGCUGAGAGCUUUUGUGAAGCAGCGACUAACUGCGGCUGCUGAAGAGAUAUUUGAGCAGUUUGAAAGAACGAUAGCAGAGUACGAGGAGGAAGUUUGUCGACAACAGAAACUACUGGACGCUGUUUUCAAGCCUGAAGUCCGGUUACACAGAGCAGACGUCCAGCUGCUGUUGGGGAGGAAAGAAGAGGAUCCUCCUGAGCAGCAGGACUGGAGAUCCAGUCUGGACCAGGAGGACCCAGCAGAGCCGCUACAAAAUAAUGAGGAACAAGAGGAACUGUGGACCAGUCAGGAGGGAGAGCAGCUCGGAGGUCUGGAGGAGGCUGAUAUCACCAAGUUCACGUCCCCUCCUGUCCCUGUGAAGAGUGAAGAAGAGGAUGAAGAGGAACCUCAGUCCUCACAGCUUCAUCAGAGACAAACUGAACAGAUGAGAACAGAAUCUGAUGGAGAGGACUGUGGAGGACCAGAACCAGCCGGGAACUCAGAUCCAGAUAGACCUGACACUGAUGACAGGACAUCCCUGUCCUCUGAAUCAGAGACUGAUGACAGUUGUGAUUGGGAGGAGACCAGAGACCCUCAGUCUGGUUUAAGCCCUCUACAGAACAAUGAAGUACCUGUCAGUGAUGUUAAAUGUAAAACUGGAAAAACUUCAGUUAGCUCCUCAGGAUGUACUUCAAGCUCUGACCACAAGGGGCGUCUGCAGAAACACAGUGGAAACCAAACAGGAGAGAAACCCUUGAGUUGCUCAGUUUGUGGUAAAAGAUACAACCAGAAGAAAUCCUUGACGACUCACAUGAGACUUCAUUCAGAAGAAAAAGUGUUGAGCUGCUCAGUUUGUCAGAAAACUUUUCAGCGGGCAGCAAAUGUUCUGAGGCACAUGAGGAUCCACACAGGAGAGAAACCCUUCAGUUGUUCCUUCUGUGGUAUAAAAUUUGCACGAAAAGAUCAUCAGCAACAACACAUGAGAAUGCACACAGGAGAGAAACCCUUUCAUUGUUCUGUCUGCAGUAAAUCAUUCGCAUGCCGCUCAGUUUUGAUGAAACACCAAAGAGUUCACACAGGAGAAAAACCUUUCAUGUGAUCAGUUUGUAAAGCAAGUUUCAGUCUCAGAGCACUUUGACCAGACACAGGAGAAUGCAUACAGGAGAGAAACUCUUCAGUUGUUCAGUUUGUGGUAAAAGAUUCAUACAAAAUGGAAAUCUGAGCUGACACUUGAGUAUUCACGCAGAGAAAAAGCCAUUCAGUUGCAGCGUUUGUGUUCAAAGAUUCACUAAGUUCGCUCAUACAAAAAAACACAAGUGUGUUGGUGAGAGCAGCAGAAUUUCAUGAGGCUGCAGAGAUGUUUGUUGAGCCAGUUUCUUCCAGCAGGACUGAAGCACACACGAUCAUUUUCUGAUUUUUUUUUUUUCAUAUUGACAUU
Molecule: messenger RNA, 1904 nt
Organism: Chelmon rostratus (copperband butterflyfish)
Lineage: Eukaryota; Metazoa; Chordata; Actinopteri; Chaetodontiformes; Chaetodontidae
Product: zinc finger protein 135-like
Exons: 2
Coding region: 471-1565 (364 amino acids)
Biological process (GO): regulation of transcription by RNA polymerase II
Molecular function (GO): RNA polymerase II cis-regulatory region sequence-specific DNA binding; DNA-binding transcription factor activity
Source: RefSeq, a predicted model, not a curated record